Staurois parvus is the source of this 371-nucleotide messenger RNA. Lineage: Eukaryota; Metazoa; Chordata; Amphibia; Anura; Ranidae. The record is from the annotation of a GenBank genome assembly.
CUUGUUCAAAUGUCCACGCUGAUAAGACAGACUGAACCUGUAGCCCUCCUGCAAAAGCUCAGUUUGGUGUUUAUUGCAAGAGAGGUUUUUUAUUUUUCUUGGGAGAGUGCAUGUGAUCAGCACAGGGACAAUCAGCACUGUCCAGACAGAGGUCAGGGGUUCUGCAUCCUCCUAGAGCAGAAAGAAAACUCCUUUUACAAGCUUUGACCAGUGCUCUGCUGUUCACUGAUAGAAGUCACAAGACUGCUAUAUACUGCUGAUGAGAAAAGGCAUUUAGCAGUUUAUAUUGACUAAAAUAAUUGCAUUUCCAUGUUCUGUGGUCUGGGGAGACCAGAUAUAGUGAGUGCAGGGUCCGGGGAGACCAGAUAUAG